This is a messenger RNA of Rana temporaria (common frog), 2442 nucleotides long. RefSeq names its product target of EGR1 protein 1-like. Lineage: Eukaryota; Metazoa; Chordata; Amphibia; Anura; Ranidae. Gene Ontology annotation, molecular function: snRNA binding; 3'-5'-RNA exonuclease activity; metal ion binding. Gene Ontology annotation, cellular component: cytoplasm; Cajal body. The record is from RefSeq and is a predicted model, not a curated record. The transcript is spliced from 9 exons. Gene Ontology annotation, biological process: snRNA 3'-end processing. The coding region runs from base 104 to 1882 and encodes 592 amino acids.
UCUCCCGUAGAAUUGUGUGGGCGGGACGUAAGCGCGUCGGAAAGACGUCACUAGAGCGCGCCGGAAGUGGAGGAGUAGAGGAAGUCGCCAGUUGUCGGUGAAAAUGACAACUCUGAAUGUCCCCGUCAUCGACAUCUAUAAUGAAAAUUUCUCUGAGCUGUGGCCCUCUGUUCUGCUGGCGAUGAAGACGUCCACGUUUAUUGCCGUAGACACGGAGCUGAGCGGGUUGGGAUCUCGGAAGUGUUUACUAAACCCGUGUAUUGAGGAACGUUACAAGGCGAUCUGUCAUGCUGCCCGGACGCGUUCCGUCCUCUCCCUGGGAAUCGCCUGCUUUAAAGAGCUGCCGGAAAAGGGGAAGAACGUCUACUUAUCGCAGAUCUAUAACCUGACCCUGCUGUGUAUGGAGGAUUACACCAUCGAGCCGCAGUCGGUGCAAUUCCUCGUCCAACACGGAUUUGACUUCAAUAAACAAUAUUCCUGCGGGAUUCCGUACUACAAAGGCAACGACAAGGGCGAUGAGCGGCGUCUGCAGAGCGUCCGCACUCUCUUCCUGGAGCUGCUCCAGGCCCGGAAGCCUCUCGUCCUCCACAACGGUCUGAUAGACUUGGCCUUCCUCUAUCAGAGUUUCUACGCUCAGCUCCCCGACAAGGUCAUGAACUUCGUGGCCGACCUCUCGGAAAUGUUCCCGGCCGGAAUCUACGACACCAAAUACGCCUCGGAGUUCGAGACGCGCUUCACCGCCUCUUACCUGGAGUACGCCUAUAAGAAAUGCAAGCGUGAGAACGGUCGGAGGAUAGACUCGAGCGCCAAUCACCUCUCUGUAGAGUUCUGUCACUAUACCGCCAGCAUGUCGGCGUACGUGGACUACCGCCUGUGCUCCCUCCCCGACCAGGAACGCGCCGGCUCGGCCACAGAAGGGCCCGACAUCUGUGAGAAGUUCUCUGCGUACGGCUGGUGCCCCAACGGGUCGAAGUGCGUUCUCUCCCACAACAUUGACCUGAUCAUCGAUGAGGAUGAGAAGGGAAGAUCAGACAAGAAGAAGAAGAGAAGACGGAAGAGGAAAAGGGGCGCAGCACAAGAAGAGACCAAUGAGGAGGUGAGCAUGGAGCCCCCAUGUAGAAAGCCCAAUGUGGACCCUUCUGAUCCCCCGGAGAAGGAGGAAGAGAAAGGAGAGGAGCACUUGAUGAGCUUGGAGCCCCCUUGUAGAAAACCCAAUGAGGACCCUUCUGAUCCCCCGGAGAAGGAGGGGAAAGGAGAGGAGCAUUUGAUGAGCAUGGAGCCCCCUUGUAGAAAACCCAAUGAGGACCCUUCAGAUCCCCUGGAGAAGAAGGAGAAAGGAGAGGAGCACUUGGUAAACAUGGAACCCCCUUGUAGAAAACCCAGUGUGGACCCUUCUGAUACCCCGGAGGAGGGGAAAGGACAGGAAAACAUGGAGACUGAGAAGGAAGACGGCUCAAUGGAGACCGUUAUGGGCCAAUCAGAGAUGAAGGACGCGCCCACACAGCGAGUCUCUUCCAAUCAGCAUGGAGACCACCAUGGACCUCCAGCGACUGUGGACAUGGAUUUGUUGCUAAGAGACGAUCAGACCAGUAAAGCGAUUGGUGAGGGUCACCAUGUCCAGCCCCCUAAGCGCAAAGUCCCCAGCACGUCGGACGCGGGAACCCACAGAGCCGGCUUUGACGCCUUCAUGACCGGAUACAUUCUGGCUUACGUGUGGAUGCUGAAGAGAGCGGAUAACGCGGACGCUUCCGCCACCUGCCUGCCGGACUGCCAAAAUAAAAUUUAUCUCAGCGGGAAGAACGUUCCUCUGCCGAUCAUCAAAAGCAUCUUCGCCAAAUGCUCCCGCCCCCACAUGCAGAAAAUCAAACUCAUCGCGCCCUAAUGGACCGCCAUCUUUAAUGGGCCGCGGCGGGAUCACUAAAUAUUUACAGAGAAUUUAUGACUUUGGCACCCACUUUUUUUUUUUUUAAUUGUUUAUAACGGGUGAGCGGUCCACACCGACCGCGAAUACAGAGCAGCUAACAUUGGUAUAAAACAGGGACAUGCAAUUAGCGGACCUCCAGCUGUUGUAGAACUACAAUUCCCAUGAGGCUUAGCAAGACUGAGAGCCACAAGCACGACACCCAGAGGCAUGAUGGGACUUGUAGUUUUGUAACAGCUGGAGGUCCGCUAAUUGCAUAUCCCUGGUAUAAAAUAACGAUACAACACAUUGGAAGGUUCACACAUCUGUCGCCGCCCCUAAGCAUUCCUCUCUAGUCGCACCUUCCACGAAAUGUCGGAAGCAAUACUUCCUAGCCCAGUGUGUCCGGUCCCUUCGUUUUUUGUUUAAAAGAAAAGGAGAGAGAACAUCUAAUACUAGCAAGGAAGGUUAUGCCGGGUACACACGAUAGGACCGUUUCGGCGGAUAAAUCCUCUGAGGAUUUUGAUCCGAUGGAGUGUACA